GCAAUCGAUCACCGGCGUCAUUCUUAAACCUCUUUACAUCCAUCAUUCCCCCAAUAAAUAUCUGCUCCGUGACGGCGACCUCCCUCCUCCCUCCUCCUCCUCCUCCUCAUCAUCAUCAUCAUCGUCUUUCUGCGGGUAAUCGCGUCACUCCGUUGCAAACGAUGAAUGUAGAUAAGCUCAUGAAGAUGGCUGGUGCUGUUCGCACCGGUGGAAAGGGCAGCAUGCGCAGGAAGAAGAAGGCAGUUCACAAAACUACAACAACAGAUGACAAGAGGCUUCAAAGCACAUUGAAAAGAAUAGGCGUCAAUGUCAUACCUGCCAUAGAAGAAGUCAACAUUUUUAAGGAUGAUCUUGUUAUUCAGUUUGUUAAUCCUAAGGUGCAAGCUUCUAUUGCAGCCAAUACAUGGGUUGUUAGCGGGUCUCCUCAGACAAAGAAAUUUGAAGAUAUGCUACCUGGCAUCAUUAACCAACUAGGGCCUGAUAAUUUGGAGAACUUGAAGAGACUUGCGGAACACUUACAGAAACAGUCACCCAGCACAGCUACUGCUGCUAAACAGGACAAUGAUGAUGAUGAUGUCCCUGACCUGGUCCCUGGAGAAACAUUUGAAGCAGCUGCAGAUGAAAGCCAAGCUUCAUAGAGAAAUAUGCUUUUCAGAUAAAUUCUCAGACUUUUCAUGUCGUCAGUUGCAGUUUUGGUUUCUCAAGACGGGAAGCAGAUGAAUUCAUUUAUGUUAUAUGAAGCAGUAGAGAAGCAAAUAUUUUGUUCUUUCUCUCAAUAGAAUGUCUCAGAUUACUGAUUCGUUUCAAAAUCAAGCUUCAUAUAGAAAUAUGCUUUUCGGAAAACUUCUCAGACUUUUCAUAUAGUCGUUUUCAGUUUUGGCAUCUCAAGAUGGGAAGAAGAUGAAUUCAUUUAUGUUAUAUGAAGCAGUAGAGAA
This is a messenger RNA of Musa acuminata subsp. malaccensis (wild Malaysian banana), 935 nucleotides long. Its product is annotated as nascent polypeptide-associated complex subunit beta. The record is from RefSeq and is a predicted model, not a curated record. NCBI's taxonomy places the organism in Eukaryota, Viridiplantae, Streptophyta, Magnoliopsida, Zingiberales, Musaceae. Gene Ontology annotation, cellular component: cytosol; nascent polypeptide-associated complex.